Epinephelus lanceolatus (giant grouper) is the source of this 5025-nucleotide messenger RNA. RefSeq names its product coatomer subunit beta'-like. Gene Ontology annotation, cellular component: COPI vesicle coat. Gene Ontology annotation, molecular function: structural molecule activity; protein binding. Gene Ontology annotation, biological process: endoplasmic reticulum to Golgi vesicle-mediated transport; intra-Golgi vesicle-mediated transport; intracellular protein transport. The record is from RefSeq and is a predicted model, not a curated record. Lineage: Eukaryota; Metazoa; Chordata; Actinopteri; Perciformes; Serranidae.
UUACAUUUAAUGUUUAAUUUUUCAGAGACCACUUACUUUAUUGUGAAAAUAAUUUCAGGAAGUCAUUCUGUUUCUAUUUCUGCUCGCUUGGUUGCAAAACUUUCUCCACUGAGUUCCACAGCAGAAGCCCGACGAGGGCAACAGAGAAGCCGGUCACUUUACUGGACAGCACCGCAGAGACUCACUGACGUGGAAACAUGCCUCUGCGGUUAGACAUCAAGCGGAAGCUGACUGCUCGGUCAGACCGGGUGAAGAGCACUGAUCUGCACCCCACUGAGCCCUGGAUGGUGGCAAGCCUCUACAGCGGCACUGUGGUGGUCUGGAACCACGAGACACAGAUGAUGGUGAAAACCUUCGAGCUGUGUGACCUGCCUGUCAGAGUGGCCAAGUUUGUAGCCAGGAAACACUGGGUCAUCGCUGGAGCAGAUGACAUGCAGAUCCGUGUGUUCAAUUACAACACGCUGGAGCGAGUUCAUAUGUUUGAGGCUCACUCUGACUACAUCCGCUGUAUCGUUGUCCACCCUACACAGCCCUACGUGCUCACCAGCAGUGAUGACAUGUUGAUCAAGCUGUGGGACUGGGACAGAAAGUGGACGUGCAGUCAAGUGUUUGAGGGACACACUCACUACGUCAUGCAGAUUGUCAUCAACCCAAAAGACAACAACCAGUUCGCCAGUGCAUCUUUAGAUAGAACUAUUAAGGUGUGGCAGCUGGGCUCCAGGACUCCCAACUUCACUCUGGAGGGCCACGAGAAGGGUGUGAACUGUAUUGAUUACUACAGUGGAGGAGACAAGCCCUACCUCAUAUCAGGGGCUGAUGACCGCCUGGUCAAGAUCUGGGAUUAUCAGAACAAAACCUGUGUUCAGACCCUGGAGGGUCACAACCAGAACGUGACCUGCGUCUGUUUCCAUCCGGAGCUGCCAAUCAUCCUCACCGGUUCCGAGGAUGGCACUGUGCGAGUGUGGCACUCCAACACCUACCGACUAGAAAACACGCUCAACUAUGGCAUGGAGAGAGUGUGGUGUAUUUGUGGCCAGCCUGGCUCCAACAGUGUGGCUCUGGGCUAUGAUGAAGGCACCAUCAUCAUCAAGCUGGGACGGGAGGAGCCAGCCAUGUCCAUGGACUCCAGCGGGAAGGUCAUGUGGGCUCGCCACUCCGAAGUGCAGCAGGCAAACCUGAAGGCCAUGGGAGAGACUGAGAUCAGAGAUGGAGAGAGGCUGCCACUGGGUGUCAAAGACAUGGGCAGCUGCGAGAUCUUCCCCCAGACCAUCCAGCACAGCCCCAAUGGGAGAUUUGUAGUGGUGUGUGGAGAUGGGGAGUAUAUCAUCUACACCGCCAUGGCCCUGAGGAACAAGAGCUUCGGCUCAGCUCAGGAGUUUGUCUGGGCCCAUGACUCAUCACAGUAUGCCACUAGAGAAGGCAACAGUAUGGUCAAAUUAUUUAAGAACUUCAAAGAGAAGAAGGCUUUUAAACCUGAUUUUGGGGCUGAAGGUAUCUUUGGUGGCUUCUUACUCGGAGUGAGGUCAAACAGCGGCCUGGCCUUUUACGACUGGGAGACUGCUGAACUGAUUCGCCGCAUCGAGAUCCAGCCUAAACAUAUCUUCUGGUCCGAUGGUGGGGAGCUUGUGUGUAUCAGCACAGAUGAGUCUUUCUUCGUGCUGCGCUACCUACCGGAGAGAGUGGCAUCAGCUCAGGAGUCCAAGGAGGAGAUAACGGAGGAUGGGAUAGAGGGCGCCUUCGAGGUGCUGGGUGAGGUCCCUGAGGUGGUGAAGACAGGAGUUUGGGUGGGAGACUGCUUCAUCUACACCAGCUCUCUUAACAGACUGAACUACUAUGUUGGAGGAGAGAUCAUCACCAUUGCUCAUCUGGACAGGACCAUGUAUCUGCUGGGCUACAUCCCCAAGGACGAUCGUCUCUACCUCGGAGACAAGGAGCUGAACGUCAUCAGCUACGCCCUGCUGCUGUCAGUGCUGGAGUACCAGACAGCUGUCAUGAGGAGGGACUUCAGCACGGCUGACAAGGUUCUGCCAACAAUCCCCAAGGAGCAGAGGACCAGGGUAGCCCACUUUUUGGAGAAACAGGGCUUCAGACAGCAGGCUCUGGCUGUGUCCACUGACCCGGAACACAAGUUUGAACUGGCCCUGCAGCUGGGAGAGCUCAAGAUAGCCUACCAAUUGGCUUCAGAGGCAGAGUCAGAGCAGAAAUGGAAGCAGUUGGCGGAGCUCGCGACGACAAAGUGCCAGUUCAGCUUGGCUCAGGAGUGUCUGCACCAGGCUCAGGAUUACGGGGGAUUAUUGCUGUUGGCCACUGCCUCGGGCAACGCCAACAUGGUGGGGAAGCUGGCCGAGGGGGCAGAGAGAGAUGGAAAGACCAACGUGGCCUUUCUCACCUACUUCCUGCAGGGAAGAUUGGACAAAUGUCUGGACCUUCUUAUUGAAACAGAUCGGUUGCCAGAGGCUGCGUUUCUGGCAAGAACAUAUCUGCCCAGCCAUGUGUCGAGGGUGGUGAAGCUUUGGAAGGAGAGUCUGUCCAAGGUGAACCAGAAGGCAGCAGAUGCUCUGGCUGACCCCACCCAGUACAGCAACCUGUUCCCUGGCCUCCAGCAAGCCGUGCUGGCUGAAGAGUACCUGAAGGAGACUCAUGUCAGGGUCAGGCCUGCUGCAGAGUACCCACUUAUCAUGCCAAAUGAGGACCGUAAUGUUCUGGAGGAAAUUGCAGGUUUUGUGCCCAAGGGAGAGAUCACUGAGCCGGAGGCAGUGGUGAGCAGCAUAACUGAAACCGUCAUGGUAGCAGCAAUGACAGAGGCUGUAGCUGCAGAAACAGCAGCAGUGGAGGAACCCAUUCCAUUAAAACAGGAGAUUAUUGAUCCUGUCUCAGCAGCAGCAGAAGAAUCCAUCCCAAAAGCAGCAUCCCCUCUGCCUGUGCCUGUCACAGUAGUAGAGGAGCAUGUUGAACCAGAGCAAGCAGAAUCUGUUUCUUCUGAGGAGGACGUCAUCGCUAAAUCAGAGGAGGCAUCAGUCUCUGUAGAGGAAGACAUUGUAGAGUCCACCACAGAGAUCGCCCCCGAAGAGCCAGAGGUGGUACAGUCCAACCUCAUGGAAGAUGUCACAUCAUCAGUUGAGGCAGAUGUUCAGGAAAUUUCUCCAGCUGCUGAUGCUGUGCCUGCUGCCUGUGUAUCUGAAACAUAUCUCAUGGAGACAACAUCAGAAACCAUCGUGGCUACAGAAGAAACGCCAGUGACAACAGAAACCACAGCAACAGAUGCCCCAGUUAGCACUGGUCUGUUAGUUGAUACUGAUGUAACAGAGUCUAUAGCAACUGGCGAAGUGCCUGUUAAUGAAGAACCAGAAGCACCAGUCAUCGUAGAAACAGCAGUAAAGGAGACUCAUGUCUCAGAGGAACUUGUUACAGAAGCAGCAGCACAACCAGUCGCAGUAGAGGAGCUCAUCUCCUUUGAAAACACAGCCAGUCUGUUGCCAAAUGAGCCUGUCCACCCCCCAACCUUUCCAGAUUUUGCCCUUGAUCCACUGCUGGACCCACUCGAAAAUACAAUGCCAGCAUUGACACCAGUCUCGGCACAAGAACCCGAACAAGAGGAACAAACUGCAACACUCCCAGUAAAGCCUGAGGACAAGCUGGAGCCUGCUGUGCCACUACAGGCUGAGCCAGAGGUUUUAUCCCCAGUAGCAGCUCCCACAGAGGGGAACAUAGCGAAGGAGGAGGUGGCAGGUUCUGAGGGAGCUGAGAAACUUGCUGCAGAGAGUCUCGAGGCAGAGCUUAAUGAUGAGAUCCUGGAUGAUCUGGAUCUGGACAAUUUUGACCUGGAAGAUAUCGACACCACAGAUGUCAACCUGGAUGAUGAACUGUUGAGUGAAUAGGAAGAGGAAUCAACCAUGAACCAAACUUUUCAGUGACCAAAGAAUACAAAGGGCUGUUUUCCAGCAGACUAAAAUGUCUUUAAGCUUAAUUUACAAGCAUUUGCUUACUUGGUUGUGAACUGAAGUAGUAUAAUAAGAUGUACCUUAUCUGGUUUUUGUAAAUUUGUGGUACUGUGGGCCUAAAUUGUUCAAAAGUACACUUCCAAGAGGGCAGGUUUAACCUCAAAUUAAGCUGCAGAUGUGACAUGUCCAGGCUGUACUUAAACCCAACCUGUGAGACCAAACCCGUGCAGUGGCACUCUGUAGUGAAAGUAAUUAAGGGUAGAUUUAAAGGUACAUAAAUGUGUCAAAGGAGAAAAAAGGACACGAUAUAGUCGGGUGUGUUUGGAAAUAUGGGAUAGAUUAUGGUCAGUUAAAAAAUCCACCUCAGCCUGUUGUUUGUGACCUCAUUUUAAACCACAUUUGCUGCUUAAACAAUACUGCCACCACCAUGACAGCUCGUGUAAGACUUCCUUCACAUCUCUAAUUUAGUAUCAUCAGUUUACAAUCCAUAUUUUAGGGGUAGAAUGUUUCUCAUCUCUUGGUGCUUUAGCUGACUGCAGUGUGCCCCAGCAUGGAAAGUGAUGAAGAAUCUCUCUGUUCUUCCUCCUCAUAUCCCACACAGUAACACCACUGUUGAUCAGGGUGUUCUCCAAGCCAGUGAGGAAUUCUUCAAGUUUGAAUACAGCUUUUAUUCUUGAAGUGAAAUUUAACCAUUUUUCUCUAACAUUCCUGCUGGAGUUAAAUAAGAGCAGUAUUUUUUGAGUUUCUAUCUGGAACUUGGCUGCCUCGUGUCUUCUGGGUACCAUGAUUUUUAUAAAUAGUAUGUAUUCAAAAACAAGCCCACAAUUUGGACAAAUCUCCCAUUUGGUGAUAUCCAGUGUCUCCAUUACCUCUUUUUUGCUGAUGUCAUAAUAGUUUGGUGCAUCUUUACCUCUCAAAGCUUGAAUCAACUGACUCAUAUGAAAUCUUCAUCUGUUACAAGUGCCUUAGGUGUGUUAUUUUUUAAAGACUGUUUUCCCCUUUUCUUAAAAAGGUUGGAUGUACUGUGUUUCCACACUUGAAAAGUGAAUUAAAUAAGCUUCAGUCAAUAAAGCCUUGUAUGUUA